AUGUGGUAUGUGUUCCUCUGCUUCAGCAACAGACAGAGAAAUAUCCCUGACCAACAGCCAACCUCUCAGCUCUCUGCUCUGUUCAGAGAUGCAACACUUCAUGACCUACACAAGACCGCAGUGGACCUGGCCUUACAGAGUAAGAAUGGACACCUGGACCUUUUCCUCCGCUUCCUUCUGGGCCUCUCACUGGAGUCCAAUCAGAAUCUCUUAAAGCACCUACUGCCACAGAGCAGUAGCCAUUCAAAUAGCUCAGAGCAAACAGUCCAGUAUGUCAAACAGACGAUCAGAGAUCAGAGGAGCUCAGACAGAAGGAUCAACCUGAGAGAAAGAGAUUCAGACAGAUAUGAAAGUGAAGAUGAAGAUGACUCAGACAGAUAUGAAAGUGAAGAUGAAGAUGACUCAGACAGAUAUGGAUAUGAAGAUGAAGACUCAGAUAGAAGGAUCAACAUGUUCUACUGUCUGAAUGAGCUGAAUCACCAUGCAGUAGUGGAGUACAAAAUGAGCUCAGAAGAUCUGCAUGUAGAGACACUCUUACCAGGAGAGUGGGGGACUAAGUUAUGGAAGACGUUUAAGAUGUCAGAAGAGCAGCUGGCUGAGUUUGACCUGCAGAAGUACAUAAAGACACCAGAGGAAGAUCAGACUGAACUCCUCAGUCCAGAUGAAGUUCUUCUGAAGGUGCUCCCAGCAGUCACAUCAGCUCUGCUUGCUGAAUGCACCCUUACAGAGAAGUCCUUUGAAAGUGUGGCUACUGUUCUACAGUCACCAAACUCCCUGAUAGAGCUGGACCUGGGUCAAAUUAACCUAAAAGAUUCUGGAGUUCAGCUUCUCUCUAAGGGACUGUCUAGUCCCCACUGCAAACUGCAGACAUUAAGGCUCAGUAAUUGUGGUAUCGCAGAUGAAGGUCAUCCUGGAGAAUCAGCACAGAAGCUGUUCUCUGCUAUACUUGAGAAUCCUCAUCAUAAAGUUGAAGCACUUCGAUUUGCUGACUGUAAACUCCCAGAGAAGUCCUGUGGAAUUGUGGCUACUGUUCUACAGUCACCAAACUCCCUGAUAGACCUGGACCUGAGUCACAAUGACCUGGGAGAUUCUGGAGUUCAGCUUCUCUCUAAGGGACUGUCUAGACCCCACUGUAAACUGCAGACAUUAAGGCUUGCUGAAUGCACCCUUACAGAGAAGUCCUUUGAAAGUGUGGCUACUGUUCUACAGUCACCAAACUCCCUGAUAGAGCUGGACCUGGGUCAAAUGAAUCUAAAAGAUUCUGGAGUUCAGCUUCUCUCUAAGGGACUGUCUAGUCCCCACUGCAAACUGCAGACAUUAAGACUUGCUGAAUGCAAACUUUCAGAGAGGUCCUGUGGAAUUGUGGCUACGUUUCUACAGUCACCAAACUCCCUGAAAGAGCUGGACCUGAGUCACAAUGAACUGCAAAAUUCUGGAGUUCAGCUUCUCUCUAAGGGACUAUCUAGUCCCCACUGUAAACUGCAGACGUUAAGGCUUGCUGACUGUAAGCUCACAGAAAAAAUGUGUGAGACUGUAACUUCAGUUCUACAGUCACCAAACUCCCUGCUACAGCUGGACGUGAGUGACAGUGACCUGGGGGAUUCUGGAGUUCAGCUCCUCUCUAAGGGACUGUCCAGUUCCAACAGCAUACUGCAGAUAUUAAGGUUGGAAUAAGGCCUUGCAUGCAUUUAUUAAUUAGGCAAAUAUUGUCUGAUAUCGAUGUUAGGCCAAUAUGUCAUUCAUUACAUCCCUACAAGUUAGUCACAUUACACAUUGCACUUCAUCUUAUUAAAAUCUUUCAGAUUUUGUGUGUGUGUGUGUGUGUGUGUGUGUGUGUGUGUGUGUGAUCUAUGUCAUUACAGGAGAAUAAUGUCUCCUAAUUAUGUUGAUUAUUGUUACGGCCGGCUCAGAGGCCACAACAUAAAAUGGAGAUGGAAAUCAGAGUUAUUAAUAGUAAAUAGAGAAUUUUAUUUCAAUAAAUGAUCAUUCAGAUUAAUGCCACAUUGACACCAGAUCCGUGGU
Molecule: messenger RNA, 2022 nt
Organism: Alosa alosa (allis shad)
Lineage: Eukaryota; Metazoa; Chordata; Actinopteri; Clupeiformes; Clupeidae
Product: ribonuclease inhibitor-like
Exons: 7
Coding region: 1-1674 (557 amino acids)
Molecular function (GO): protein binding
Source: RefSeq, a predicted model, not a curated record